GUAUCAUCAUACGACUCACUCACUCACUCAAUCAAUGAAUGUGUGCUUUGCUUUGUGCCUUCCUUCCUUCCUUCCUUCGAUUACUUACUUUACUGAUUCUAUUUCCAUUCCUUCAAAGCUGUUAUUAUAUAUAUAAUCUCUACACAACAACGCAACAGAACUUCAAAUACAUUUGCUACUACAAAUUUAUUCCACAAAUUUAAAAAGGAAGGAAGAAGAUUCAUUGUUCAUUCAUACUGCAAAUAAUAAUCGAAGAAGCGUCUACUCAUGUUGUUUAUGAGUAGAUGUUAGCUGCUGGGGAGAAAGGAACACUAUACUGGUCAAAAGACAAACAUUGAUUGAGAAGAACAUGAAUCAUAGUGAAUGUUAGCUGCUGCUGCCCAGAAGGGAACUGAGUGGUCAAGAAACAUUGAUUGAGAUGGAGGGUUUCCUAUUAGAUGUGGGGAAGACAUUUGUAGAGAAAUGUAUAAUCGGUGCAAUAGAAAAAUCACGUUAUCUAUUUUGCUUCAAGUGCAUUGCUAAGGAAUUCAAUGACGAAAAGGAUAAGUUGGAAGCAGAAAGGAAAACUAUGAGACAACGUUUUGAAGUGGCUAUUGACAAAGAUAAAGAUAUUCAAUUUAAUGCUCAAUUUUGGGAAGAGCAUGCUGAGAAGCUCAUUCAAGAGGACACUAAGACAAAACAAAGAUGUUUUUUUGGAAUUUGUCCUGAUUGCAUAUGGCAAUAUAAAAGGGGAGAGGAGUUGGCAAACAAGAUAGAGGAAACUAAAAAAUUGGUUGAAAAGGCAGAGAAACUUGAAAAUAUUGAACUCGCUCGUCGUCUACCAGAUGUUGAGCGUUAUUCUUCUCAAUAUUACAUUUCUUUUAAAAGUAGGGAGUUGAGAUACAAAGAGCUUUUGGAUGCACUAAAAGAUGACAGAUACUAUACAAUUGGAUUGCAUGGGAUGGGGGGCACAGGUAAAACUACAUUGGCAAAAGAAGUGGGCAAACAACUUAAGGCUUCGAUGCAAUUCAAUCGUGUUAUCAUUACUACAGUGUCAAAUACUCCUAAUAUAAAAAAGAUUCAAGAUGAUAUCGCCGGACCCUUGGGAUUGGUAUGGGAGGACAACAAUGAGUCAAACAGGCCUGAAAAGCUAUGGAACCGAUUAACCAAUGGUGAGAAAAUUCUUGUGAUAUUGGAUGAUGUGUGGGGAUAUCUCAAUUUUGAUGACAUAGGGAUUCCAAAUAGUGAUAAUCACAAAGGAUGCAAAGUUCUUGUAACCACACGAUAUUUGUGGGUAUGCAACAAAAUGGCAUGUGGAAUAACAAUUCAACUAGAGCUCUUAUCCGAAGAAGACGCAUGGGCCAUGUUCCAAAGGUAUGCUGAGCUAAGUAAUAUUUCCUCCAAAGGUCUUCUCAAACAGGGACGCAAAAUUUCACUUGAAUGCAAAAGAUUACCUGUUGCAAUUUCUACCAUCGCCAGCAGUUUGAAGGGACAAAAAGGUCGAGAAGAGUGGGAUGUUGCCUUAAAGUCCUUACAAAGGCCAAUGUCCAUGGGUGAUGUUGAUGAAAAUUUGGUUGACAUUUAUAAAUGUUUGAAGUUUAGCUAUGAAAAUUUGAAGGACAAAACAGCCAAGGAAUUGUUCCUCUUAUGUUCUGUAUUCCAAGAAGAUGAAGUGAUCUCUACUGAAAUAUUAACUAGACUUGGCAUAGGAGUCGGCCUCUUUGGGCAAGGUUAUGACAAAUACAACGAUGCUCGAAAUCUAGUAGUUGUAGCCAAAAAUAAACUCAUUGAUUCAUGUUUACUCCUUGAUUCAUGUUCAUUUUUUAAGACAAGAGAUGUUAAAAUGCAUGACUUGAUUCGUGAAGUAGCCCAAUGGAUUGCGAACCAAGAGAUUCUAGUGGUAGAUUCUUCUAACAAAAAUCAAAAGUCAUCAUUGGCUGGAAGAGAUAAUAUCAGAUAUUUGUUAUUUGAUGGAAAUCCAAUGGACUUGUGUUCCUCUAGGUUUGAUGGUUCUAAACUUCAGAUUCUGAUUCUAAUCAUGGUCACAGCUGGCUUUGUGGAUUCUUUCUUUGAAAAUAUUGCAGGGCUUCGAGUUUUGAAUUUGAUAGUAGAUGAACAAGUUACUUUAUCAUUACCACAAUCAAUUCGGUCAUUGACGAAUAUUCAUUCUCUAUUAAUUAAAAGUGUCGAUUUGGGUGACAUCUCUGUUUUGGGAAGCCUGCAAAGUCUUGAGACACUUGAUUUGAAUCAAUGUACAAUUGAAGAACUUCCACAAGAAAUUGCUAAAUUGAAGAAACUUCGAUUGUUGAACUUGGAAAAGUGUAAAAUUAUAGAUAAGAAUCCAUUUGAAGUUAUCCAAAGAUGCCCAUCACUUGAGGAAUUGUACUUCAGGCUUAGUUUUAAUAGUUUUUGUCAGGAAAUAACCUUACCUGCAUUGGAAAGGUAUCAACUCAUUGAUGUUUUUAGUGAUAUGUACGAUUUUUCACUAUCAAAAUAUGUGUCUCUUCAACAUAAUUAUUUGUCAGAAGCUACAGUUAAGCAAGUGAUUCCAACAGCAGAGAUUCUUGGAUUGGAAGGAACUAAGAAGGGGUGGAGAAAUCUCAUGCCGGAAAUUGUUCCUAUGGAUCAAGGUAUGAAUGAUCUAAUUGAGCUUCGUUUGACAGAUUUUUCACAACUAGAGUGCCUCAUAGACACUAAACAUAUUGGUUCUCCAGUACCAAAUGUGUUUUCCAAUUUAAAGGAGCUGACACUAAAAUCAUGCUCAACAUUGGUUUUUGUUUUUGAUUUGUCAACUUCUCAAAGUCUGUUGCAGCUAGAAAGGUUGGUAAUAUGGGAUUGUGAGCAAUUGAAAAACAUAGUUACUAAUGAAAGGAAAUCAGAUGACAAGAGUUGCAACAUAUUGUUUCCAAAGCUGAAAGUUGUCGAUAUUGAGAGAUGUCAGCAAUUACAAUUUAUAUUUCCACUUUUUUCUGUGGAAGACCUUUUGUUAUUGGAAACUAUCGAAAUAGCAAGUUGUCGUAAUCUGAAACACAUAUUUGGCCAACACCAAGAUGUGGAACUUGCUUCACUGAAAACAUUGCAGCUACGUUAUGUGCCAAAUUUCAUCGGCAUAUUUCCAGAAUCAAAUGAUUUAUUUGAAGGGUCAUCUCAUUCCAUUUCAAAGCCACAAACACAAUUGGAGGUGGAGCCUAUCAAAUCCAAUAAGUUCCCAUGGAGUCAUGUGUGUUGUUAUGGAUAUAAUAAUAAAUUGAGGGAUAGCAGUAGCAGCACAAGUACUAAGAUUCCAAUCCCAUCGGUAUAUGAGGAUCAACCGCAACAUUGCUCAAUCUCAUUGGUAACAUUCUCUCAUAUAUUUUUAAUGUUAACUUUUGAUAUUUUUUCUUUUUUGACUAAAACUUUUGAUACUUUUUCUUGUUAAUGUUUUACUAGUAUAAUACCGUGCUUGCGUAAGCACGGGUCGCGACAUUGUUGCGAUUUUUUUAUCAUAGGACGAAUAUUGUAUAGUGCGAAAUUAGUCGGUUAAAAAUAUAACUCCCUCCGUUUUAAAUUACUUGUCAUUUUAGAAAGAAAAAAAAAUAACUAAGAAAGUGUAGUUUUGCACUUUAUUUUCCUAUUAUACCCUUAUUUUAAUUCAUUGAUAAUUUUUUUUUUGCACACACUUUCUCUUUCCAAUAAAUUUAAUAUAUUAUGUUCCAAAAAAAAAA
Messenger RNA from Trifolium pratense (red clover), 3683 nucleotides. RefSeq names its product disease resistance protein At4g27190-like. The record is from RefSeq and is a predicted model, not a curated record. The transcript is spliced from 4 exons. Gene Ontology annotation, molecular function: ADP binding. Bases 419 to 3397 code for a protein of 992 amino acids. Lineage: Eukaryota; Viridiplantae; Streptophyta; Magnoliopsida; Fabales; Fabaceae.